Messenger RNA from Humulus lupulus (European hop), 1087 nucleotides. Its product is annotated as large ribosomal subunit protein uL14mz-like. Gene Ontology annotation, biological process: translation. Gene Ontology annotation, molecular function: structural constituent of ribosome; large ribosomal subunit rRNA binding. The record is from RefSeq and is a predicted model, not a curated record. The transcript is spliced from 4 exons. Gene Ontology annotation, cellular component: mitochondrial large ribosomal subunit; ribosome. Bases 331 to 828 code for a protein of 165 amino acids. NCBI's taxonomy places the organism in Eukaryota, Viridiplantae, Streptophyta, Magnoliopsida, Rosales, Cannabaceae.
GUUUUGAAGAAAAUAAUAAAGCAUAAUUCUUCAAUUUAAUGAUGUAGAUUUAUUAUUCUUUUACACUUUUUUUUUUGAUAAAAUUCUAUUACACAUUAUAAUUUAGGUAAUCUAACAUGUAAGAGUCCUAUAAUCUUCAGUCCCCUAAAAAUACCACUUAACAGAAAAAACCUCAAAAAAACUAGAAUAUCUCUGCCGUCGCUCCAGUUGGGUCCUCCGGCCAACCCAUUUCGCGGGUUCUCUACCACUCAUCGCUACCAGUAACAGGGAAGAAGAGAAAGUAAAUUAAGUCGAUUUGGUUCAGAACAUUAAUCUUGCCCAACCGCAGAAAUGGCUGGUUUUUUCGCUUCAAAGUGUUCUCGUGUUGGCCGUUCAUUGUUGGGAGGCCUUGGUAACAACUUGUCUGCAUCAGUAAGCACUCAACAUGAGAUGACGCACUGCAAUUUCUUGUCCCAGCUGCGGACUUUUAUACAGAUGAGAACUGUACUGAAAGUUGUAGACAAUUCCGGGGCAAAGAAAGUGAUGUGUAUACAAGCUUUGAAGGGGAAGAAGGGAGCAAGACUAGGAGACACUAUAAUUGCAUCAGUGAAGGAGGCCUAUCCCAAUGGUAAAGUGAAGAAAGGAAAGGUAGUAUACGGAGUUGUAGUUCGUGCUGCCAUGCAAAAGGGCCGCUGCGAUGGAAGUGAGGUCAAGUUUGAUGACAAUGCCGUGGUGCUUGUCGACAAGCAAGGCCAACCAAUUGGAACUAGAGUUUUUGGUCCAGUCCCUCAUGAGUUAAGGCAAAAAAAGCAUGUCAAGAUUCUUAGUUUGGCCGGUCAUAUUGCCUGAACCGUCUACUAGUAAGAAAGCACAAUGUUAUUUAGUUUUUUCUUUGGAACACCAAUUUUUUACUAGUGUGGUGUUUUAAGGUUUUAAUCAUCUCCAAAUGGCAAGGAUUUUGGCUUGAUGAUAAUGUGACUCUCUCUAGGAAAUAAGGAGUUGAACUUAAAUGUAAACGAUUAUCAUGAACUGAGACUGAGAAGAGGUUAAAGAUUGGAUUGUUGUAUAUUGGUAUUGACUAAUUGUGAACAAGGGGUUGCAACUUGUA